CUGUCUCAGCGUCCCAGCCUCCAACUUGGCGCCAAGGCCUUCGCCCUCAUCGCCGUUGGAUUCGGCGUCAACGCCCUACUCCGCCCUGAACACGCCCUCAGUUUCUUCGAGUGGGAGAUGCCCACCACUCUCGCAGAGAGGCAACUCGUCGAAAGCCUCCUGUACGCAUACGGUGUCCGGGACAUCUUUUGGGGUUUCGCGACCUGGAUCGCCGCUGCCUAUGGGACCCCUAAAUCCGCCGGCUGGACUCUGGUCGGUGGUAGCGCGGUGGCAUUCGCUGAUGGGAUAAUUUGCUGGACUUGGGGUCAAGGCCAGUGGGGUCACUGGUCCUACGCUCCUAUCUUCGCUUUGCUCGGGGCUGCCCUAUUGGGUGUGUUUGACAAGGCAUAG
Punctularia strigosozonata HHB-11173 SS5 is the source of this 390-nucleotide messenger RNA. RefSeq lists its product as uncharacterized. The transcript has a single exon. NCBI's taxonomy places the organism in Eukaryota, Fungi, Basidiomycota, Agaricomycetes, Corticiales, Punctulariaceae. The annotation marks the transcript as partial. The record is from RefSeq and is a predicted model, not a curated record.